AUGGCAGCAACAACGGCUGGGCUGCCACCCGAUCCAUUACUCCUGCUCAAACAGUCAAUCGCAAAGGGCUCACCUCCAAUACCAACGACCGACCCCGAUCCAUCCAACCAGGCCGAAUCCAAUGUCGCUACCACAUACGCCACGCACCUCAUCUUCAACCUCGACUCGCCUCAAGAUGGCCCACAGCACAUCGCAAUACCAAUGUCACAAGAAACGCGCUUUGUUUCAGCUGCAUAUGGCCGGGCCAUGGAGCUGCGGUCCGUUUUCUACUGCUGGGAGAAGAGAGAUAUGCAGACUGCCGACUACAUUCGAUCAGUACAGUUGCUAAACCAGGAUCUCAAGAAGGCGGGCAGAGACUACACUGUGACCAACAUCCAGUUCGCUGAGAAGCUUGACCUGGUCUCUUGGCUCCAAGGCGAGAUCACAGACCAUGAGAGCCUGUACGUCAAGAGCCUCGAUGACAACAAAGAGGCGAGGGUCGAGGCGAAGGAUGCCGCCAAGCAGGCUGCUGGAGACGCAGAUGUUGAGAUGCGCGAUGCAGCGAUGGAUGAUGGAAAAAGGAGAGAGGAAGAGGAGCGGUUGCGGUUGAUAUACGCGGCUGAGCGCAAGAUGGGCGACCACAACACCGUGCUGCGCGGAGUCAAGAUCCAGGACUUCAGUGGCAUUCGCAAAUACAGCACUAUCUUCCUUGGUAAGGCCAAGAACGCACCCAACGCUGCCCAGGCACAGGCCAACACCACGACUCUCACAAACAACCCUGCAUUGCGCCCGCCCGUUAAGCCCGCAUCUGGACGUCGUCCGGAGCCCAUCAUCCUGCUUUCAUCAUCCUUCUCUAGCUUGCUGCGGAUGCCGAACAUCAAGUCAUUCCUGGCAGAAGGUGUCUACACUCCUCUCGAGUCGAGCACCGAGGCACCCAACAUUCUGCACAUCUCUCGCCCACUGCGAACCAUCUAUCCCGGCCACGCGACUCGAUUCAUCAUGGUGGACGACCCUUCGAACUUCCGACCCGACUACUGGAACCGAGUUGUUGCAGUCUUCACUACUGGUCAAACCUGGCAAUUCAAGAACUACAAGUGGCAGAAUCCUGCUGAGCUCUUCAGCCACGCGCUUGGUGUGUAUGUCGGAUGGAAGGGAGAGGUGGUGCCCGACACGGUCAAGGGCUGGGGUAGGCAGGUUAUGAGCGUGCAGAUCGACAAGGGGUCAAACAGAUGGCGGGAUCGUGAGGUGGUGGAAGAUAUCUGGAGUCAGAUUGAAGCGAGGAUGCGGGCUAUGGGCUGGGGAAAGUGA
Messenger RNA from Zasmidium cellare ATCC 36951, 1287 nucleotides. RefSeq lists its product as uncharacterized. The transcript has a single exon. Gene Ontology annotation, molecular function: RNA polymerase II complex binding. The record is from RefSeq and is a predicted model, not a curated record. Gene Ontology annotation, cellular component: Cdc73/Paf1 complex. Gene Ontology annotation, biological process: positive regulation of transcription elongation by RNA polymerase II; transcription elongation by RNA polymerase II. Bases 1 to 1287 code for a protein of 428 amino acids. NCBI's taxonomy places the organism in Eukaryota, Fungi, Ascomycota, Dothideomycetes, Mycosphaerellales, Mycosphaerellaceae.